UGAGGUGAUUGCAGUAGACUGGAAGGGACUGAAAGAUGUGGACCAAAUCAAUAUGGACAGCACCAGCUCACUGCAUGGCAGCAGCUUCCAUCGUCCUUCUACUGAGCAAACACGGACAGAUUUCUCCUGGGAUGGUAUCAAUGAGUUUGGAGGAAAAGUGUCUAUCAUUUUCAGCUGCAUACAGAAGCAAGGCAAUUUUUACUGUCCCCUGAGGGAAAUGGUCAGAACCAGUUAACUUCAGUAAACAAGCAGAAGAAGAAACAAGCAAACAUUUUAAUAAUAUAUGUUCCCUGUUGCUCUUAAUACCUACACCAUGAAAAAAUGCGUUUUUUUUUUCCCCACUAAUACAAAACCAGCAUCCUGAAAAGGGAAUAAUGUUUAUUAUUGCUACCAAACUGUUCUGCUCUAGAAGAUUAAAAAAGGUGUUCAAAUAAAUUAGCUUUGAUAGUUCGGUACUUUGAAAGGAAGAAUUAGAGGUGCGUUUUUGGUAGUGUAAGCAUUUUCAAAAUCCUGAUGCUUUCAAAACUUUAAAAUGAGUUUUCUGUGAUUUGAGAGCACAUAGGUCACUUAACAUUGAGGGGACUUAGGUUUUUAACCAAUCCUCACCCUACUGACAGCUCAUUCAACUGUGGCUCUUAUGGCUUGGGAUCUUUUGCCUAGGCUCAGCUAGAGAAAAAAUUUCAUGUUUCCUUAAAGGUAAUGGAAGACAAUUUCCAUAUUUGCAAUUUCCCAUUUUUCCAACCCACUCUGAAUCCACGGCACUCUUUCUCCAAGUGCCUCUUUCUUUUCUUCAGUGUAAUUCUGUAUACCUUCUUUGAUGUCAAAGCUAGCUCAUGUGUUUCCUUCUCUUUCUAUGCAUUCUUGCCUUCAUGCUGUUCAGCCUUGGAGUGGUAGAGACCUCCUGCAGAUGCUUUCUGUUCUGAGUCAUUUUCAUGAGGUGGCUCAUAGUGCAGUCCCCAGGCUCUUUUGAAACAAAUGGGCAGAUAGUGAACAGCAGCACCUAGGCAGGAAUGACCAGUGGUGGCAUAGCCUGAUAUUCUUUAACCAGCUUUACCAUCAAAGGAGAUGCAUCAUGGGACAAGGAGUGUGUUCUCUGCUACUCUUUUCAGUUUUUACUGUUCUUCUCCAGCUUUCUGAUAGCUUCAGCUCUUGUAUUACACACAUGCAUUCUUGGCUGCAAGUUACAGGAUGCCUCAAUCACUGCGUUUACACUCACUUUUCAGAGAAACUCACCUCUCUUAGCUUAGCAAUUGGCAGAGAUUAUAUGCAAUUCAUUAUCUUUACAUUACCUUCCUUUGCCUCUAACUACUUUACUGCCUAUUUACUGAACCUCUCAACUUUCCUGAGAUCUGUGCCUAUGACCAAAUAGUUGCUUUAUGUCAGGAUUUAAAAUUUCCCCUGGUAUGGUCACUACUUUUGAAUACAUUUGUGUUUGGAUGCCCAGUAUGAACAUGGUGGACUUGAAAUGAAGAGCAGAAGCAAUGCUUGUUUAGCCCUUACAAAAAUGUAGUCUCAAAUGCAAUGCCCAGUGUCAUUGGCAGAGACUAUUGAAUUCAUCUUGAGAGAUUGUGUUCUAUGAUGUUUUGACUGCUGCCUGUACUUGUUAUUCAGGGUCUGAGGAUGAACUCAGAGAGGAGAGUAAAGGGAAUUUUGUGGAAGUGUAGAUCUCAUUUCCUUACUGGCAUGAAUGAAGGAGAAUGCGCUAAUAAAUUCACGUUCAUUUUAAGACUAUAUAAGAUACCAGAGGAAGUAAAUACUAAAACCAAUGUAUAAAAUAAUAUCUGUAAUGUGAUGCAUAUUUGUGUGUUUUGUUUAUCACAUUGCCAGCUCUCCAUUGUAAGCUUCCUGAAUUGUCCAUCAGCCAUGCAUUGCCUUUCAGACAAAGAGCUGGAACAAGGCAGCAUGUCCAUGGAGGAUUGGAAGCAGCCAAAGGGAGGUUUCUCACAGCCUGAUUCUGCCUCUGCAACAGACCGUAUCUUACUCAGUACCACAGUUGUACAAUAUCUAAUAUUAGUAAAAUAGCCUCUAAUUUUUCCAUCCUCUCUUUUGUUGUCUUUUUAUUGCUUGCUUCUGCUCUUCAUCUUCCCCAUACCUUCUGAAAUUGUUAAACUGAUUUCCUUUCAGUUUCUUUUCACUUUCCUGUAUAUCAUUUCCUCAUAUUCUCUCUUUUCAGCUCUCCAUGGAAGAUACAACCUCCAUCCUCCCCAAGUUGAAACGUAACUCCAAUGCUUAUGGGAUUGGGGCUUUGGCUAAAUCAUCUUUCUCUGGGAUAUCCCGCAGCAUGAAGGACCAUGUCACAAAGCCAACGGCUAUGGGCCAAGGCCGUGUGGCUCACAUGAUUGAAUGGCAAGGCUGGGGUAAAGGUAACAGCCAGCAACAGCAGCAUACGCACGAGACAGCACGCAAAGAUGCUGAUGCCUACUCAGACCUGAGUGACGGUGAAAAGGAGGCCCGGUUCCUUGCAGGAGUGAUGGAGCAAUUUGCUAUAUCGGAGGCGACUCUCAUGGCCUGGUCCUCCAUGGAUGGUGAGGAUGUGAGUGUAAACUCAAAUCAGGAGAAUCCAGCAGGCAACUACUCUGAGAAUUAUCAGGAGCUAAUGGAGAGCCAAGAGCACAUGGCCCAGACGCAGUAUGAUAGCUGGCCUCAUUCCUAUGUCUCACAGGGCAUGUAUUGCUUAGGUUCAUCUGAUGCCUGGGAGACCAGUGAUCAAUCCCUCAUCGCUUCCCCAGCAACUGGCUCUUACUUAGGCCAGAAUUUUGAUGAGUCCCAGACAAACCUUCAGGAAAGUAUUUUGAUUCAGAGCAGCCUUCUCCAGCAGCAACAGCUGCAGCAACAGCAGCAGGAGCAAAACUUCAUCCAGAGCACGGGGUUGGUCCAUGUGUGGCCCCUGCAGACUGCACAGUGUGGGAGUGGGGCUGAAUCCAGCACUUACAUGGAGGACCACCUUCAGGAUAAUGGGAACCCACGACUGGAGAAGGCUCCUCUCCUAAACAAGAAGCCCUCUCCAGAGGAGGAUGAUGUAGUAUGCCGGGACCUGGAAUCACUGUCUCCUCGAGAGGAGCUGGAACAUGCUGCGCUGAGCCGCAAAGUCUCAGAUGUUACCUCUUCUGGGGUGCAGUCUUUUGAUGAGGAAGAGGGAGAAACAAACAACUGAUGCUUUUUGUGAAAUUCUCAUCACUGCUGAACGACGAGUGGGGUGGCAAGGAAUGAAAUGACAGGGAUUGUUCUCUCCAGCUCCGCAUACUUCCAAGCAGACACACUUUCCGUUUCUGACAUUUAAUUAUUUUUUUAAACAAGAGGAAAAUCUCAAAGUGAUUGACACACAAAGACCUCUUCUUUCCCUCUGCCAUGGACACAUAUUAUCAAUUUUCAUUGCUCUGGGCAAUGCACGUGAGGUGCUUGGAGAGAUCUGGAUUGGUAAAUCAUGUCUAAAUCUUUUAAACACAAAGUCUUGGCUCUGGAUACAAACUCUUCUGGUAUGGGAAUGUGGCUGAUGAGAUAGGCUUGAUAUAGGGAGUGGCUUUGUGGCUAGAAUCCAUCCUGGCAGAAUGGAUGUUGCUUUGUGGACAUGAUGCUCUUUGAUAGAGUUUAUGAAUAUAGACUGUUUUAAAAUGAAGAUAUGGCUUUACAAAUAUAGAUUGCACUAGUAUAGUGAUUGUGGCUGCUACAGAGAAUAAGGCUGUAUUCAAUACAGACUGUACUGAGAUGAAGGAUUCACUGUGUAACCAGAUCCUCAAUAGCACCUUGAUAUGAAAUUGUAGGCUCAAUGGAUACAGACUGCGCUCCGUGGGCACGGGCUGUGCUGCAGUACAGAUGGUCUGGCUCUGUGGGCAUGGCUCUACUGUGGCAUGGAAGAAUGAGUGCAGAUAUGUAUCUAACCCUGCUCUGAGAUACUCAUGCUUUGGUUUCUUUCUAGUCUUUUAUUUAUUUGUUUCUCCCCUUGACAUUUCUAUCUUCCCAGGAGCUGGCAGGAGUGCUGUGUCCUUUUGGCAUUGGGCACUGAAUGCCAGUAGAAAGGACGUUGUCAGCUACCGAGUCAGUCAUAAAAAGCUGACUCUUGUAGGGGACUUGAGAACAUGUCCAUCUUGGUGCUGCUGCAGCAUCCUUAUGUCUUUCCUUUGCCAGCAGCAUUGGCAGACCAAGAGAGUCUGCAGAUCCAGGAAUAGCAUGUACAGCUAUGAGAUCACAGAUUUCCAGUUUACACUGGAAUUUUCAGUUGUUGCUUUUUUUAAAAAACUUUUUAUAUUGCUGUUUAAGUGUUCCUAAAAAAGCAGUUAGUAGUGGUGAAGGCCUGUACUCCCGUUGUUACCUAUUAGAAAUACUGCACCUUUCCCAUUUCUGCUGCUCCUUCUGCAGUGCCAAAUGUAGACAGAGGAAAGGGGCUAGAGACGAAGUUUCUUCCUGUUUCUUUCUUCUCCUUGCUUAUAUUUUUUUCUUUUGUUUUCCUACCCCAGACAAUGUAAAUAACGAUCAGUGCUUGAUCUGUUUCUUUUUCCAUCUCCACUCUUUUUUUAGAAGUUUUUUGUAUUUGUAUGGGUUCUCACUAUGUUUCUCACUAUGUUUCUACGGACCUCCUUUUGAAGGGGAAGGACUUCGUAAGAUAAUUGAAAAACUGUCUCCUCUUAAGCUUUCACCAGGAAACAAAUGGGAGCAGAAACAGAAGAAAAAAAUUGUACAAGGCUAUUGAUUUUGCUAGAGGGCUGAACAGAACAGUAGAAAUUACAUGCGUUGAGUUUUAAUUGCAAUAUCUCUAGGAACGAAGCAUCAGCAAAGCAUGGGUUUAGAUCGGAUGCUAGAUCUGAUGAGCUAGAGGAAGGAAUUUGCCUGGACACUGCCGUACUGUCCCAGGGGCAUCUCUUUCCCACUUUCUCUGACUCAUACCUACUCUGUUCAAUUCAUCAAGUGUUUGUCUCUUCUUUGCCUCCUCUUCAGGCUUGUAUUUUUUGGAUUACAGGAGAAUGAUAUGUGCUCACUUCCUGAUUCAGCUUUAGACUCAUCAAGAAUGUCUAAGGAGAGUGAAAUGUGACCAAAAUAGCAUCAUCAAACGUCAGAGUUCAGACAGCUCCUGGCAAGCAAAGUAAACUAUGUCCAGGAAUUAUGGAAAGUACAAAUGGGACUCUCAGGUAAAACUUUAUCCCGCUCAGCUUUCUCUCACGUUGGCAGCUGUAUGAAGAGGGAACUCCUCUAUGAACUCCCAGGUCUUUCCAGCCCUGUCCAUUUCAAGAGGAUCUGUCUUCCCUCUCCAUUGUUCCUCUAAAGGAAAAGACCUCUGAGAUUUUUAAGUAAGAUUGAUAAUUUGGUGUAGGUAAGAGAUAAAAACUUUUGUGGCCAUUUUUUUUAGUCAGUUAUCUUGGGCUUUCUUAAAUCUGUCUUUAGGAGGUAGCUCUUCUCCUGAAUGAUGGACUUCACUUUCUCUGUGCAGAUGUUUACACAUUCAAGUGCUAAAUUCCCCUGGGCAGCAGCACUUGUUGAAGAUGAUUUACAGUUCUUUCAGGGUCAGUGCUAGCUCAUUUUCCUGAACUGGCUUUGAUCUAGUCAUGGAUCAGGGCCUAGGAAAUCAAACUAAUUAGAGCAGGGGACAGGGUAAGUGCCAAAGGCACCUCAGCAGAAGACAAAUGAACAAGUGUUAACCUUUUGUUAUUUCUUUUUUAAAAAAACCUUCAGGGAAACAGAAUGGUCUGGUAUGUUUCUUUGUGGGAGAAGAUUUGGGUGGUUUGUUGCUUUUUUCUCAUAUGGCUCUCCAGGACAUAUCUGGAUGAUCGCAGUGUUUCAAAGAAGCUUCAAAUUUUUAUGUUAUCUGUGUGCCUGAGACAAGUGGGCCAUCUUGUCCAUGUUUUUUUUUUCUUUUUUUUAUGAUGUGGACAUUUAAUAAGGCAUAUAAUCAAUGUCUAAAAUAUGUACGUUUUCUGCACGCAAGGGAAAUAUCUACGUAGGAAAAAGUGUGGAAAAAACAAAAACUGAACUUACAGAAAAUUCUAUGGAUUUCAAUAGCAAAGGAAAACCUAUCUGUAGAGUUUUCUAGCCUAUGUGAAAUGGGAUAGAGAAUCAAAUGCUGCUAUAUAAUUUCAUAACCUGAUCUCUAGAAACCUACAGAUAGACUCAUUCUCUGUGGAAUCUAAUGAGUAUGAAGAGUACUCUCUGAAAACUUAAAAGCUUACUAAAUUCUAUAAAAUUUUUUUCAUAAAGGUUGUGACUUUCUGUAAAUAAAAUUUCAGCCUAUUUCUGAGAGAAGAAAAAGGCUGUUUUUUACAACCUCUCCACAAUCCAAGAGAUAAAUGUAUUUGCCUCUCCAGUUGAAGGGAACUUGACUGGAGAUAGCAGGCCCACCCAUAAUCACUUGCUACUUGAGUGAGCUUCCAGAACUGAACUGGAAAGGUGAUUUGAACAUAAGUGGAAAUGGUUUGUAUAACCUGGCCUUUUCUUAUGUAACAGGCCUGCUGCUUCUGUAUCCACUAUGAGAGAGAGGCGCCUGGAACCUAAAGUACAUUUUCCAGAAAAGCCAUCAUUAUAUAGUUACACCUAUUGAAGCAUAUGGAAGGCACAGGUGCUUGGUGAGCAAAAUUUGGCCUGCAGUUCUUUAUCCUGGUGAGGGUGGAUGCACUGUAGAAUGUCCAGCCAAAUACUCAGAGUGCAAAUUGAACAGUGAGGCUGAAAAUAAUAAGGAAACGUAAGCUCACUAUGCCUGAUCUAUAGUUAGAGUUGCUUAUUUUUGAUCAAUUGUGCUACUUGAUUUAAACCCAGAAAAUGGAAUGGAGGAGAAAUAAGAACCUCAGAUUGGCAAAAUCUUGGCAGAUUUGUUAUAUUAAGAUUUGGAACAAGCGCUGGAACCAGCACCUUUGGGCUGCCCUAAUAACGCAUGAGAAAUGACUACCUCAGAACAAACUAAACAUAGGAGAUGAGCAUGUUUCAUCUCUAAGGCAUAGUUUCUAGCUCACUUACAUGUUGAGGGGGGCGUAGGGAAUUGCUAAAUGGUACGUGAAUAUUGUAUCAGGCCUUGAUCAAAGAAAGCGCCUAGGAAAGCGAGGCACCUUAGAACCACUAAAUCAUUGGUUUGGGCCUCUACCUUUCUAGCGGCUGUUAAUCUUCCCUUUGUGACCAUUGAUAUAAUCUGAUGAAUGUCAGAUUAUUGUUUAAUUGUUCCCCUUGCUUUUUUUCAGUGAUGGCAUCAGAAAUGAUGUAAUGCUAGUGCUUCUAUUCCUGUUGUUAUAUGACAUAGAGGGAGGGCAGAUCUUAGUUACUUUACCUACGAUCCAGUGGAGUCCCCCAUGUUUGGGGAGCACUGGUCUGCACCCAUCCAAUUCAGUCAUGUGAGAUCUACAGACCCUGCUGUGUUUCACAGGGUGAGUUCCUUCCGUUCAGGGCCCUGGGAUUACAGUGCCUCAAUCAUUUUGCUUGUUUUGUCGAAACCUUAAAGUCAAGAACCAUACAAGAGAAGCUUACAUAAUUUUUUCUUUAUAAACACAUUUUAAGCUUUUUUCACAAGCCUUUUGAGUUUUCUUCAACCCCAUUACCUCACUCUCUGGGAUGGAGAAGUCAAUCUGCUUCUUCAGUUUCUGUGCUUCUAAAUCAGCAACUUCUUCUGGGAAACCGCUGACAAGUCACCCACUUCCCUUUUUUCUCUUACCCCUUUAAGACUUUAACAUCAUCUUUCAUGAUAAGCUUGAAGCAGAGAACAGAGUUUAACCAUAUCUCUAAGAUGAUAAAAUGGUGAGAUGCUGUGAAGGAAGCAGCCCUGUGCCCUAAUUGUAUUCAUCUCCCACAACCCUUGUACAGAUACUGAUACACAGCUGACCCCACAGCAAACCUUUAUACCCUACUACAAAAGGGAAGAGGGAACAGCUGUGAGCAGAUGGAGAAUGAGCAUUAUUCUCAGCAUCUGGCAUUUAUAUCAGGUUAGGUAAACUUUGAAAGUCUGUUAUGAAAUUGUAUCUAUCUCCAUUACAAGUCUAAGCUGCCAAAAGAAGAUGUCAUGCUUCCUGCCUUUCCUCUCCAACAACUGUAUGCUUCUGCUGCCUAAGAAGCACCAGUAUUAACAUUCAUUUGGCUGCUCAGGAACUGGCACCAUUGAAAAUGAACUCAGUUCCCUAUCAAAAUAAGAGUUUCAGCAACUUUUAUUGUUUCACUUGGAGAGCCAAGUGUCGAUGAGGUCCUGUGAAAUGUGCAGAUAGUCAUGUUAUUUCUCUGAUUGCAGAUGCAACUCAUUGUGACAUUUCUAUCCAAUUAGAAUAAACUUACUUGGUGUGUGAGGGAGGAUAUACUUUUCCGUCAUCUUUGUAAAACAGUUAACAAUAUGCUUAAUUCGCCAGUGGAAUUAUAUAAGAAAUAUUCCAAAUAUUAAAUUUCUGUUUUCCAAAUGAAGUUAAUGUGAAUUCUGUCUCUAGUGCGAAAGCAAAAUAUCUAAAUUUAGCUCAGUUUGCCUUUACUGUUGCAUUGGUAAUUGCCUAGAAAGAGAAACAAACUAAAAUAAAUACACUUUUAAGGAUUGUGGAGAGCAGGGCAAGAUUUUUAGUUGUUUGUAACUUUAAUCUGUGCCACAUCAAUCUGUUCAGUUUACCAAAGUCCCUACUGUCUUGCAGUCUAAAACUCUUCCAUUUAUUUUUUUCUGGAUGGAAUAUCCCUUGUUCCUUGUUCAGGCAACUCUAAACAAAUCGCCAUUUCCCUUAAACUAAUUGUUUGACUUUUUUUUCAACAGAAGAAGGAAAAAAAGGAAAUAGAAAUGAAACCCAUUCCAGUACUGAGAUUAUCAGCAGCUGGUGCCCCUAAAACCAGAAAAAUAGAAGUAACAGAUUCAUUGUGAGUUUGAUUCCCCUCCCCUGUAGUAAUCUCACAGAGAAAGAUUGCUAUGCCAUGGCUCAGGGAAAGGAAAAAAUAACAGGGAACAUGUUAGUAAAGUAGUGCCUAUUAGAACUAAACGUAUGUGUAGCACAGCCUACAGUCAUUAAAGCACAGUCUCAAAUAUGAAUGCAGGCUGCAAAGUCGACAUCAGGUGUCUCUUCUGUAUUACAGUUGUUUUGCAGACUAAAUAGUAGUGAAUCUGCACAGGAACAGAAGAGUGGAACUUGACAUCUGUGUCAGAGCAAUGUCUUUCUUCAUCUCAGAAUGCAUCUAGAAGCCUGAGCAAGAAUUAACUGGGGCGGGAAAGAGGACAAAUAGUUAUUAUGUUAAGAAAUGGACAUAGGAGACUUGCAUUACAACAUUAGAGUCUAUUUACUUUUUCCCCCAACAUAGGGAAAAAAAUGGUAUCUUCUCUUUGGUAAUCAAGAGAAGUUCUAUAAAUGUCAGUGUUGGUCUGCUCAUAUGUAAUAUGGACCAAGAGAAAAAGGUGGUGGAUUGUUUUUUUUUUUGUUGUUUGUUUGUUUUUUUGGUUUUUUUUUUGGUCAGUGCAGAUACACAAUGCUGGAAUUGGAAAAAAUGUGUCAGUCCAAGACUGUGAGAAAGAGUAUGUUUACUAAAACUGUGGAGAAUUGUUUCUUAAAGUUAUGAAAACUUGUUCAAGUAAGAAGGCUCUCAGUGCAGAUAUCAAGGGACUUAUGUACUGAUGGGUGGUAGCUGCUGUCUUCUAGGAAGAGAGGAGUUGCAGUGUUCUGUAAAAAGAAUGUUAUCUGCUUUUAUUGGGGAUGUUUUGCAUGUGCUAGUCUUGUUUCUGCUUUUCCCUAAGGGAGCAAAUGUCCGUGCUAGUCAGACAAAAACAUCUAAAAUGGAUUUUCUCCAUGAUGGAAACAAGAAUUUGUGAACCAAGAUUUACUUGUAAUGGGAUAAAAUCAUCUAGUACAGAUUUACUAGUGUUCUGGAUUCAUUUUCAUUAGGCAUGGAACUCCAGUCAUAUGUUGGAAGUGAAAAGGUUAGGAACCCUUUUCUAAAGCUCUGCUGAGCUGCCAUGGCGCAAAUGCAGGUGGACUUCACUUCUUUUCAGAUAUUGCAUGUGAGCCAAAAGCCAAAAGCUCUUUUGCAGGUAUAUAUUCUUGUUUGGCAUCAGUUUCUCUUUUCUGGUUUGUGGAUGUUGUGCAUGAUUGGAGGUGUCUGGGAAUCCCUGGACUAUAAAGUAGGAACUCAGAAGAAAUUUCACAGGGAACAGAAUUUACCUUGUUUCAGCUCUUUUCAUAUAUAGGAGAGUCCAGACUGAGGAUCCGGGAGGUGCAAGGGUGGCUGAUGGGAUUCUUGGGGUGGCAUAGGGAAUGGAUUCCUGGAGCAUGUUUAAAAGUAAGUGAAGGUUUGGGGCUCCAAAUAUUGCAUUCUUAGUUUCUGAAACUGCUUUAUCAUGACUGUAUGGGACAAUGGAAGUUGCAGCAAAGCAAUUUGAAGACCUUUCCUCCAAUCUGUACACAUUUUCUGUAGGGGGAGGCUGCAUGGUGAUUAUUUGUAUUCUUUCAAACUAUUGUUUACAGAGGUGCAUUUAUGUUUGGUGGGAACAUACUGAAUGGAAGGAAAACGAAAAGAGGAAGAGAUCCACUAUUGUAAGCUUUCAUCCCUACCUAGCCCUUAAUGAUGAUUUGCCUUUGGUCUUCCAGCUCCAAAACAUGUUUGCCUGAAAAGUUUUGUUGAAUAUACUUCGCAUGUUUUGAUAAUGUGACUUAUGAGAUAACACUUCUGCAAAGAUAUAUAUGUAAAUACAUACAUAUACAAACACAUACAUACACAUACAUACAUGUACACACACUACAUAUAGACUUAGGAAACUGUAUGGCAUUAUACACCUCCAUGCCUGUAUGUGGCAGCAACCACAUGGGGGGGUAGCUCAAAAUAGCAUGUACAGUCCUUUAUGGAGUUGUUAUUAAACAGAAUGUGGUCUUGCCA
Molecule: messenger RNA, 10794 nt
Organism: Numida meleagris (helmeted guineafowl)
Lineage: Eukaryota; Metazoa; Chordata; Aves; Galliformes; Numididae
Gene: FAM131B
Product: family with sequence similarity 131 member B
Exons: 6
Coding region: 2180-3154 (324 amino acids)
Source: RefSeq, a predicted model, not a curated record